Messenger RNA from Struthio camelus australis, 724 nucleotides. The record is from RefSeq and is a predicted model, not a curated record. Lineage: Eukaryota; Metazoa; Chordata; Aves; Struthioniformes; Struthionidae.
AUGAGGGGUGGCCCCGUGCCCUUCUCCGCCAGCAGGGCCAGCCCGCGGGUGUGGAGCGUCAGCCGGUCUAUGGGGAGCGACCACGAGAGGCCCUGGGGGAAGGUGCUGCCCCUCAGCCUGCUGUGCGCAGGGCUGCUGCUCUGGUGUGUGUUUAGGGACAAAACGGAGAUCGAUGAGCGACUGGAAGCUGUUUUCUCCGAUCAGAUCGUGGACCCUGUAGAUGUGACCCAGAAAAGCAACGCCGCCUUGCAACCGCAGAAGGAGGAAUGAGGACGGGAGCAUGACUGUAGUGAAGGAGCUGCCAGAAAUCUGCUGUCGUUCAGCUGGCUGCUCGGACACUUUCAUGGCAAUAUUUGUUUUUUCAACCUGUCGCAGUCCUUACCUUGCAAGCACGAUUCCUUUACUUUUCAUAGCUGCUUCCUGCAUUGGUCUUAGUAGAGCAGUUUACAGUGAGAGCUGAAGGAGUGGGUUCUUCCCGUAAAGGGGUGAACAGAGUGUACUACAAGUCAACUUGUAUUUGAAGGUACGUUUUAGACAACUCAUUUCUUUUCCGUUAGUAUUUUUUCUUAGAAGUUGAGUGUAUUCAAAUAUCAAAGUUGUAACUGUAAAAUCACUGCUGAAGGUGACCUUCAUUUGACAUUUUGCUAGUCGUGGCAUUUAUUCAGAUUACAUUGAAAACAACUAUGUAAGUAUAUGAAUUGUUAAUAAAUGAUUUUUAAUUUCA